Spodoptera littoralis (African cotton leafworm) is the source of this 4410-nucleotide messenger RNA. The record is from the annotation of a GenBank genome assembly. Lineage: Eukaryota; Metazoa; Arthropoda; Insecta; Lepidoptera; Noctuidae.
AUGGGUUCAAUCGCAUCGGUGCUGCAAUGGCAUUGUCAGACGUGCGGCCAGAUCAAUCCAACAGAAAGUGUAAAAUGUUUAAAAUGUGGUACAAAGCGGGUAUCGAGUCAUGACAGUGGAAUAUCUAAAGAAAAUUAUAGAGAUUCGUCGCCGGAAUAUACAUCUCGUACUGGAAAAAGCGAAGGAACUACACCUGGAUCAGAAGCGAUCGUCAUACCAACUGAACAUAGCUUUAACAGCGGAUGGUCGUGCGUGGGCUCGGCACCGGAGGCGUCGCGCGCGUGGCGGUGCGCGUGCGGCCUGCGCAACGUGUCCGCUGCGUGGCGCUGCGCCGCCUGCGACGCGCUCGCGCCACACGCGCCUGUCUACAGGCUGUCUGAUGAUGAGGAUCAAGCUUCAGGGAUGACGGACAAAGAAAAGUCUGCUCAAGACAACACUAUGAUAAGGUCCAACACCCUGGCUGUCCCAUCGUCAUAUAAACCUACAACGAGCUACUCAGACGGUCGCCGACUGAACCUCGACUUGCAGUCACUCCGGCUGUCUCCCACUCAACUGACGGACCACGCGCACGGCGUCACCAGAUCUCUGUCUCACGGGUCUGUUAUAAACUCACAGCAAAAGUGGUGGAAAGUCGACGAGAGUGGUAGAGGGACCAUUAAUAGACCUACAAGUUUGAUGGUCUCCGAAAGAUACGGUCAGUGCAAUCCUAGAGAGUCGUUCCUUCGAAGCCUGCACACGGUGACACGAAGACCCAAGAAGUGUAAUGAGAGCAAGUCCAAUUGGGAACUGAAUUACGUGAAAGAGUACCAAAGGGAACAGAGUAGGGGACUGCAUUUGAAGAAGUGGUCGUGCAGUAAGUGUACUCUAGAAAAUUCUGGAAUCAGGACGCAUUGUGAAGCUUGUCUCUCGCCUAGAGUGUCUCCUUUAGCGCGAAUUCCUAAUGCUAGGGGACUCAGUGUGACGACUUUGGGUAGGCACGAGACUGCGGUAGGGAAGGAUGGCGCGACGUCACUCCCUACGUCGGGAGGCGUCAUGAUCACCGUCCCCGACUGGCCCACGGGAAGCACGACGCUAGGAGCUUCCUUCAGAAGAUCGAUAAGCGCACAAAAUUCACCAGAAAUCCGCCCAACGUACCGCCGGUCUUUUUCAGAGCAGACAAACGCGGAAAGACCGGUUGGGAAGGUGAUAUCGAGUCGAAGAAGUCUGAACGACUACCAGAAGUCGUUGGCGAGUUACUGUGGAAGUCUGCCAAAGACUGAUAUUCGGAAGGAUCAGAAAAUAGAAGAGAACAGUGCAGAGUUGAUUGACAAGGAGUGCAGUUGGGAUACGAAUGCUGAGGGGGUGAUAUACGCACUGCCAAAUAAGGGGAAGUAUAAAGAUUUGAAUCUGCAGUUGCAGGUGAACAAUAACGGGACGCGGUAUUCUUAUGUGUCGGUUCAGGAUACGAAGACUGUGAUGAGUAACUCUCAGAACGAAGCUUUGUACUCUAAUGAUAUUAAUGAUGGGGACUAUGCUCGUAUAGACGAGUUGUUGGGUGCGGAGAACUGUAUAUCUCCAGUGAAUGACGUGGCUUCCAAUAUAAGGACGUCGCAUAUAGGGCAGAGAGAGCCCAAGGUGUAUAAUAUGCUGCCGUCGGUCGGGAAGGUGUCUCAUAACCCGCGCGAGCCGAACAAAGUGCCUUCGACACAACAACCCAAUCGCGAGAGCCGCAUGUGGCAGUGCAACGAGUGUUGGUUUGCGUACAACGCGUGGUGGGCGCGCUGCUGUGACGUGUGUCGCAGUGGCAGGCCCCCGCAUGCACCCGUCACUCUAGCGUCCAGGGAUGUACUCGAUGGGCCGCAUAACAACACACGUCCGACCAAUCAGAGCUCAGAAGCGAGCGGUAGCAGUAAGGUGGAGAUGUCGAGGGAGCCGAAGAAGCUGACGGUGCCCAUAGCUUCUUUAGACCAUGACUUGAACAGUGACGAACUGUUGUUUGCUGUUGAUUCGACUCCUGCGCCGCCGGCCCCGGUGGUGACGUGGUCGUGUACGCGGUGUACUCUAGUGAACGAGUCCACGGCCGCCGCCUGCGCAGCCUGCGCGGGGUCUAGACCGCAACCACAUAACUUUUGGUCAUGUAGUUCAUGUACACUGCAGAAUCCGUUGUCCGCAAACCUCUGCCUCGCCUGCAAGACGCCGCCUGUACCCAAACAUGGACUCACUGUACCGACUAGUGAAUCUAAUCAAGGUGCCUCGGGCCGUAGUCCGUCUCCCCGCCGCGGCCGCAACACCCCGGCGUUGCCUCGACGUGGUUCUCGACACAAGACACCGCCGCCAGAGCCCAAAUAUGUUAAUCUCAGACCAGAGCCAUCCGAGUGGCCAUGUUCGGAGUGUACGUACGUGAACAAGGUGUCGGCGGCGUGCUGCGACAUGUGCCAGUCCCCGCGGGCCCGCCUGUUGCCCGUCGCGCCCGACCAGGCCUCGCUCGACGACGACGACUCACCGGAAGGUUCAGACGGCGAGAGACAAGAGAGUACUCCGAUGGAGAUCCUGCGCCUGAGCGAGGAGAGUCACGCGUGGACGCAGUGGCAGGAAGUACUGGCGCAGUGUGCCUCGACGGGAGAACCAUACGUGGACUCGUCGUUCCCAGCAUCGGCUCGGUCCCUGUACUACAGCGGGGGGGCGGAGGCCGGGGCUGCGGCACGGUGGCUGCGCCCCCAUCAGAUACAUGUCGAGGCGGACCACAGACUGCCCUGGGUCGUCUUCCGGGACCCUAGGCCUUCUGAUAUAUCGCAAGGCGUGCUGGGCAACUGCUGGCUGCUGUCGGCGCUGGCGGUGCUGGCGGAGCGCGCGGCGCUGGUGCGCGGCGUGGUGGUGCGCGGCGAGCCGGGGCUGGGCGCCUACCAGCUGCGGCUGUGCAAGGACGGCCGCUGGCUCACCGUCACCGUCGACGACCUGCUGCCCGCCAACAAGAAGGGACACCUCGUCUACUCGCAGGCAAAAAGAAAACAGCUAUGGGUACCGUUAAUAGAGAAAGCUGUUGCUAAAUUACAUGGGUGCUAUGAAGCUCUAGUGUCGGGGAGAGCUAUUGAAGGUCUUUGCACGCUGACGGGAGCCCCGUGCGAGUCGGUGUCCCUGCAGGCGGGCGGCGCGGGCGGCGCGGGCGGCGGCGCGCCCCUGGAGCAACUAGACAGGGACCUCGUCUGGGCACAGCUACUGUCGUCGCGGCAGGCCUGCUUUCUGAUGGGGGCCAGCUGUGGGGGAGGGAAUAUGAAGGUUGACGAAGAAGAAUACCAGCGCCUAGGCCUGCGCCCCCGGCACGCGUACUCCGUGCUGGACGUGCUGGAGCUGUCGGACGCGGGCGGCGGCCCCCCGACGCGCCUGCUGCGCCUGCGCAACCCGUGGGGCCACUACACGUGGCGCGGCGCCUGGGCCGCCGGCUGCGCGCGCUGGACGCCCGCCGCCAGGGCCGCGCUCACGCAGCACCACCACGACAAGGACCAAGGGGUCUUCUGGAUCAGCUUCGACGACGUGCUCAAGUACUUCGACUGCAUAGACAUAUGUAAAGUGCGCGUGGGAUGGCAUGAAGUCCGCCUGGCGGGUAUAUUGCCCCCAAUGUCCUCAACACGGCAUCUAACCUGUCUACUCCUCACUGCCAGCCAACCCACUGAAGUAGACUUCACUCUCUUUCAAGAAGGACAGAGGAAUUCAGAGAAAAGUCAGCGUUCACAGUUGGAUCUGUGUGUCGUUGUGUUCCGAACGAAGUCGGGACCCAAUGCGCAAGUCGGGAAACUUGUUGCGCAUAGUAAGAGACAGGUGCGAGGCUUCGUGGGCUGCCACAAGAUGUUAGAAAAGGGCUUCUACCUAGUGGUGUGCCUGGCGUUCAACCACUGGCACACGGGGCUGGAGGCGGCCGGGCGCGCCGCCUGGCCGCGCCACGUGCUGGCCGCGCACUCCAGCAAGCCGCUGGCCGUGGCGCGCCCCGCGCUGCACCCGCAUCUACUGGCCGACGCCAUCAUCGGCCUCACGCUCGCACGGGGACAGAGGCACGAAGGCCGGCAGGGCAUGACUGCGUAUUAUCUCACUAAGGGCUGGGCCGGACUAGUAGUAAUGGUAGAAAACAGACACACCGACAAAUGGAUCCACGUGAAGUGUGAUUGCCAGGAGAGUUACAACGUCGUGUCCACUCGGGGUGAACUGAAGACUAUCGACUCUGUACCUCCACUGCAUAGACAAGUAAUAAUAGUUCUAACUCAGUUAGAAGGUAGCGGGGGCUUCAGUAUAGCGCAUCGACUGACACAUCGUUUAGCCGCAGGGGCCCGGCUGCAGGACUGGGCCCCUCACAACUCCCACAGCGAGGACGAGCCCAGACACAGGCCCCCGCUCGCUCGCCGACUCUACGGACUUCAUGCACCCCGACUUAUCACAUAG